Messenger RNA from Tilletiaria anomala UBC 951, 733 nucleotides. RefSeq lists its product as uncharacterized. The transcript has a single exon. Bases 185 to 670 code for a protein of 161 amino acids. The record is from RefSeq and is a predicted model, not a curated record. Lineage: Eukaryota; Fungi; Basidiomycota; Exobasidiomycetes; Georgefischeriales; Tilletiariaceae.
CUACACUCUUACGUCCCUCGCAUUCUUGUUUCUGAAACGCCCCCACCUCUCUGCCGUUCGUCCUUGCAAUGAAAGCGACCGAUCCCUGCCACAAUCAGCGUCGCCUGGCUAACCUUACCACUACUUCACCUUCACUUUCCCGCUUGCAUCAUAUCGCGCGCCCUGCAUACACGUUCAAUAAUCCAUGCUGCAGCCCUUUUUUGAACGGAUGGACACUUUAUCUAGCGCGAUGCUCCUGACUGACGUGGCUAUGCAGCCGCCAAAAGGAGAGAAAAUGCAGCUACGCGGCACCAGUCGCGUUGUACGAGUAGACAGGAAUUGUAAAAGAAAUCCUAUCCAUGAAUCCAGUUUGCUUAUUUUUGCUUGCGAAAGGGUCUCAUUAGUGGUUUUCUCGUCGAUGCAGAAACUUCAGGACAUGUCAUAUGCACCUUGUGUUUCUAGGUGCUGCUGGAGCGCCUCCGUUCCCAACAGUAAUUGCCUCAAAUGGCAGGCGUCGAAUGGGCACUUCUGCCCUUUCGACUGUCCUAGCUCUUUGUCUGCGGACUUCUUCGCCUCUCAGGCAAGUGCUCCCAGCUCGAAGCUCUCCGCUGAUACACAAGUAUCCGACAAGGGCCUACAUGGGCAUUUGAGCAUGACGAAUAGUCGGGGGAUGGGGUUCGAUGAGUGCUAGGCCACUCUCCUUCUCCUUUGCUGCAGUGCACCCCAUUGUGGACGGAAAGGUGCAUUUUCACGA